Messenger RNA from Stylonychia lemnae, 648 nucleotides. NCBI's taxonomy places the organism in Eukaryota, Ciliophora, Spirotrichea, Sporadotrichida, Oxytrichidae. The record is from the annotation of a GenBank genome assembly.
AUGAAUCGAAAAACUCACUCAAACGAGCCAUACAUCAAGGAUUUUGCGUUCUAUAAGACUAGAUUUGCGAAUAAACACAAAGAAAUCAAGCAUAAAUUAAGAGACUAUGCGUUGAUUGUAGAAAGAUUUCAAGAUUAAUCAAAUAAAGCUUAUGGUGAUAUGGAAAGUGGUGGAACUUAUGGAAAUAUCCAAGAGGUCAUUGCAAAUGUUAAUAAAACAUCUGAAGAUAUCUAGAUGGAGAUUGAUGAGGUAUAUUAUUUUAACUAUAAAGGAAUAAAUUUUUAGCUUGAAGAAAUUGAAAAAGAAAUGUCAAAGCUAUCAAACAUCUCCUAAAGUGAAAAGACAAUCUCAUAUAAGUUGAAGAAUUCUCUUAAGGAUUUACAAAUAGAGCAUUCUUAGUUGAAAAUAAAGCAUCAUUAGAGCACUUUUCAUGCAAAGAGGGAAGGAGAUGGAAAAACUACUAAUAGGAUGAAAAAUAUACUCAAAGAAAGUGAUAGAUUAGACAGCACUAUAGCUCUUGCAGAUGAGAUAAUCAAUAUGGGCAAUCAAUCAAGCUCAAAUAUGGCUGCUAAAAUGAAAAGCUUCGUAAAACAGGCAAAAACAUAAAGAGGAUACAGAACUCAGCUGUGCCCGGUUUGGACAAAUUGA